GAAGGAGAUCAGAGAAAUGAACUUGCAACUGCUUCGAAAGCUGCUCCUAGUGGGUGUAGUUUGGGCUUACUCUAUAACAAAAGGAUAUAGUUCAGUUUGUUCUCCUUCCAACACCGACAUUGACAUUGACGCUAAGGUCCCUGGUGUCAUAUCCACACCUGAAUUCACAGAUGGCUCUGCCGGCAGUUCCUGCACCUGGAAGAUCCAGGCUCCUGAGAAUUUCCGACUAGCGAUAACACUCGAGGCUCUGAAGUUUGCAGGUCCAGAUGACCAUUUAGUCAUUCAUGAUGGUGCUGAUGACCGAAGUCCCCUGAUGGGAAGAUAUGGUACUUGCAUCACUGGCUCUCUCACCCUGUUCUCAAGCGGGAAUUCAAUUUUUUUGCAGACGGUGUCCACCACUUUUAGAACGAGCAACGAGCUUAGGAUCGCACAUAGAGCAAUUGAAUCUGAGACCGUCACCUGCUCGAGCCCGGGCGGAAAUCGGCCAAAUUUCUGUGGUGAUGACACCCAUUUGGGAGGACUCUCGGGUGUUAUAAGCAGUCCUAACUUCCCUAAGAACUAUGGAGCCAAUGAAUAUUGUACGUGGAAUAUUGCUGCUCCCCCAGGCUACCGUAUGCAAUUUGCAAUUCGUUUCCUCGGUAUUGAAGACCACCGAUAUUCGCGUCCAGGGGCCUGCGGUGAUGACAGCAUCAGCAUAAGCGAGUCGCGUGAAAACAAAACCCGGGAUAUCAAAACGCUCUGCGGAUGUCAGCCACUUUUUUCAUUCGUUACCUCGGAGGAGACGAUGUUCGUGACUUUUAGAUCUUACAAGGAGAAUAACUGGCCAGGAUUUUAUGCCACCUACCAAGCAUUGUCUCCUCAAGAAUGUCCCCCAGGAAACACCAAUUGCCCUUUAAAAGAUUCACAUCCAAUUGGCUUCAAUGCUCAAGGAGAGGUGUGCAAGUCGUCGGCUAUAGUCGAUUCACGGCCUACUGAUGGCGGUAACAUAACUUUGGAUACCGAAGCUAAAAUAGACGUGGUCUGCAAACCUGACUUCAUCGAGGUCUCUCUAAAGAUUUCAGAUUUCCCUGGAAUCGUUCUCAACGACUCUUCUCUUCAUCUUGAGGACAGAAACUGCGUUCCUGGUUACAAAGAUAACACGAAGGUGACGUUUAAGUUUGGACUUGAGGAUUGCAGCACUAAACACAAGAACGAUGGGGAGAAGAUAUACUACACGAACAAGGUCUACCUCAAAGCCGGUGAGGCGGCCGAAGACGAGGCGAUAACUCGCGAACACACGGAGAUUAUUCCUUUUCACUGUGGAUAUAACAAGAAAGCCAUCCUCUCCAAAGUUUCAUACAACCCACGCGCUGUGCAAAUCAUAACAGAUACAGAGGGCAUUGGCAACUUCACGUACUAUAUGGACAUGUAUGAGGACGAAAGCAACAACGCAACGGUCACAGAAUUCCCAAAAGAAGUUGGUUUGGGUCAAAAGAUGUAUUAUGGCUUUCGAGUGGAGUCUGGAGACACUGGUUUGGUUGUGUUCCCGGAUGUUUGCAAAGCCACAGCAUCGCCUAGGUUCAACUCAACUCCCGACCACGUCAUCAUCGACAAGGCCUGCUCAAAAGACAAUACUUUACAAUACCAGUAUGGCCAAAGAUCAGAACACUUCUUCAAUCUUGAUGCCUUCCGCUUCACAGAAAGCUUUAGUGAUAUCUAUGUCCACUGUAAGCUAACGAUUUGUCGAAAAGAUGACGACGAAUCUAGGUGCGCCAAAGGUUGUCAGCCUACAAAGAGAAGAAAGAGAUCAGCGGAAGAGGACUUUGGUGCCAGUCUCUACAUUGGACCAUUGAAACCAAAAGUCGUCGAGAAUGACGCUGUUAAAAAGAACAGCGACGAUCGGUCAGAUUCCAUUGAUAGCACGAUUCCUAUUGUGGGAAUUUUAGUCGGAGUGCUAGGAACGCUCGCCAUUGGGCUCACUGUCGCUGUGAUUGUCAUUAGCCGACGUCGAAAAUCCUCGGGCAAUGGAUUGUUUCUCGUUGUUAGUGAAGAAACGUAGACUGGUCCGCAACAGGCUGCAGUGCAGAAAUGAUCACUUCAAGAAAGGGUUGGCCGGAACACUUAAACUUAAAAGUUGCGUUUAGGAUACCAUGAGGUCUUAUGGUUCAUUAUAAAUGUAUUUUAAUUAGGCAUUUGAUUUUUUUGCUUUUUCUUACUCAAGGAGUUUUCGUUAUGUUAUCUAUAGGCAGGAGUUUCAUCGUGACAACGUUAAUACUACCUCGGCGAUGGUUUCAAUGACCACGUUUACCUGCGCUAUGAACGGCAUAUUUUCUAGCCCUAGUGAAUCAGAACAGUCAAGUUAUUUUCGAGAAUUUCUUUUUCAUGCUUGAUAUCGAGGGAUAUUAAAGUCCUUUAAAACAUGGUACAGUUGUACCUUCCCCCCUCUCGUCAAAGUGCCUCUGAGAAAAAAAAGUUAUAGCUUAUUUCCAAUGCAAAACGGUAAUUUGACUUGCUGCCUACCAAAUGUUCCUCAUUGAAAAUUUAAACCCUUACUUCUCCUGAGUGGCUGGUGGAUGAGGUUGAUAGGCAACGAGUUUUUUCCUUUCCCACCCUCCCCUUCCUCCCCUAUCAUCGCUUCGUUUGUCUAUCCAACACCCUGUUAAUAGAAAAUUUCAUUAUCUUUCCAGACGUCCUCUGCUUCAAAGCCUGUACUGAAACUCUCUCUAGAAAAUUAUUUUUGAGCGUUCGUACUCCACCAGAUAUCUUUAGUGCCACUAAGACUCUGGCAACCAGCCCUGUUUCAAAGUCUGUAUCAAAUCACGUUCGAAUGCAUUUUUUUCAAAGCUCAAUAAUAAACUUUUUUAUGCAAAA
Molecule: messenger RNA, 2850 nt
Organism: Pocillopora damicornis (cauliflower coral)
Lineage: Eukaryota; Metazoa; Cnidaria; Anthozoa; Scleractinia; Pocilloporidae
Product: CUB and zona pellucida-like domain-containing protein 1
Source: RefSeq, a predicted model, not a curated record